Colletotrichum phormii is the source of this 2034-nucleotide messenger RNA. RefSeq names its product Sodium:neurotransmitter symporter family protein. Gene Ontology annotation, cellular component: plasma membrane. The transcript is spliced from 3 exons. Gene Ontology annotation, biological process: sodium ion transmembrane transport. NCBI's taxonomy places the organism in Eukaryota, Fungi, Ascomycota, Sordariomycetes, Glomerellales, Glomerellaceae. The coding region runs from base 1 to 2034 and encodes 677 amino acids. The record is from RefSeq and is a predicted model, not a curated record.
AUGGACGUGCUCAAGAAAAUCGGGGGCUGGUUUGCUCCUCCGCCGAACAAAGCGGAAGACGGUCGUGAUGCAUGGCCUUCAAGGGCCUCCUUUCUUCUAGCCUCGAUGGGUGGCUGUGCCGGAAUGGGCAACCUCCUACGGUACCCAUCUCAGGUGUACAACAACCACGGUCUGCAGUGGUACAUCCCAUACCUGAUGGCGGUGUUCAUUGUGGCCAUCCCGGUUCUCGUACUUGAGAUUGCGAUUGGACAGGCCUAUCGCGGCGGUAGUGUUGUGGCAUACGCAAAUGUCAAUCAGAGACUGAAAGGAUUGGGACUGUCGUUGAUCUACGUUGGAUUCGUUGUCACGCCCUAUUUCGUCGUCAACUUGGCGUGGAUUAUGAGUUACUUCCGCCACUCAUUCACAAGUCCGCUACCAUGGACCAACGAGCCCGACUACUUCUUCAACCGAAAGGUUGUUGCUAACGUUGACCCGAUUGAGGGUAAUUUGACAGCAGAUGGUACCAGCGUUUUGAACUACACCGAGUACCCCGGUACCGCCCUGUUGGGAGAGACGACCGGAUGGGCAGCUUUCACCUUUUUUCUCAUGUACAUCUCCAUUUUCCGCGGUGUUGGACUUACUGGUCGCGUCGUAUAUUUCACGAUGGGCUUGCCUAUCGUCGUCACUAUCGUCUUGAUUGGCAGGUCCGUGUCUCUCGAGAACGCUGGCGAAGGUGUGAAGCUUUACUUCGCGACAUGGAGAGGUGAUCAACUAGCACGAGGCCAGGUCUGGCAAACAGCUUGUGGCCAGGUCUUCUUCAGUACUGGAGUGGGUUUCGGCUACUUCACGUCCUACGCCUCUUACAACCGCCAGUACUCAAACGCAGUCAUGGAUUCCAUCUUGAUUGUCUGCAGCAACGUACUAUUCGAAAACAUCGCUGCAUUUGCUGUCUUCGGCGUCGUCGGGUACCUCGGCAUGCGUCCCGACCCAGAGAACCCCAUUGGAGGCUUCAGCGUCGGCUUCCUCACCUUACCUCAAGCAGUGGCUGAAAUGCCUGGUGCCAACUUCUGGGCUGUAGCACUGUUUUUCACACUCAUGGUUCUUGGGUACAGUUCAGCAUUCGCCAUGUUGGACGCCAUCGUCACACUGGUCAUGGACACGGGCAUCAAAGCCAGCCGACCUAUAGUGGUCACGUCUCUCACCAUCAUGUCUUUCCUUAUGUGUCUUCCAUACUGCACAGAGUUCGGCUACUACCUCCUGACUGGCAUUGACCGGUGGACAAACGAUGUCGCAUUGGUUUUCGUCGUCUUCGCCGAAUGCAUUUCUUCAACGAGCGUUUACCGUUGCAGGGAUGUCAUUGGGCAAGUCGGCAAGCCAGCUUUCGUCAUCUACAACACAUGCUACAUCCUAGCCAUGGUUGUAGGAGUGGCUAUCGCCCAUGCUGUACACCCCGGUGCUGGAGCUGGCGUUGGAUUUGGUAUUUUCAUCGGUGGAAGUAUCGCCUCAGUUGUCGUCGGCAAGAACCCUGACUCUCUGCCGCCACGGUUCUGGGGCAAGAAUGCUUUCAUCAGCAAGUUCUGGUAUUUGGCCUUCUACUCUGGAAACCAACUUCGCAGAGACCUCAACGUGGUCAUAGGAAGCGGAAAGAACUGGAAUAUUCCGACUUUCUGGCCUGUGUUACUACGCUACAUCUCGGGACCAAUCUUGGCCAUCGUCUACGGCUUCUCUUACCCGUCAUUCUACAAACUACGAUACGAUCCCUUGCAUAUCCUCGGCUUUGCUGUAGGCCACGUCGCCCUAGUCUUGAUCUUGGCCGGCUUCAUAGUGCCGCGCUGGUUCAACGUCUUCAUCCCAGCGCAUCGUCGAAACGAAGGAAAGAUGGCCUAUGCACCAAAUGUUACCAUCGGUGCAGACGAGGCUCAAGCUAUCGCGGCUGGGACUAUGGAGCAAGGAAACUCGCAGACUCACUCGCAUUCGGAAGAAGGCGUUGGUCGAAAGGAGUCGCCUACCAACGAAGGCCUCAUUACAGGAGAUGAAAAGAAAACUGCCUUAUGA